Molecule: messenger RNA, 686 nt
Organism: Funneliformis geosporum
Lineage: Eukaryota; Fungi; Glomeromycota; Glomeromycetes; Glomerales; Glomeraceae
Source: the annotation of a GenBank genome assembly
GGGCUGUUUAUGUUGAGAAACCACUUAUUGAACCUCUAACAAGCUUUGAACCUCUUAUCUUUACUAAUGAUCGAAUUCACUUGGAUAAAAUUGCACGACUCUUCAGAGCCUUGCGUUUGGGAGGUGAUAAUCUGAAGACAUAUUAUAAUUCACUGCCACCAUCUGUAGUAACUGAUGUAGAUCCUCAGCGUAGUCUAUGUGGACUUUACAUGAUAGUUAUGGAAUAUGUUAAUGGCCAGAAACUACGUGAUUGUGAUUUGGAAGACACUGAACGUAAAAAAAUUAUCAAUGACAUUGAAGUGGCUAUAAAUCAUCUACACACGAAUGAUAUUGUUUUUGCAGACCUCCGUGAUUCUAACAUCUUGGUUAUUAAAGAUGAUGAUGAAAAGUACAGCGGAAUGUUGGUAGAUUUCGACUGGGCUGGCAGGGAUAAUGCGUUUACUGUGUUAUCAUGUGGCCAUACAUAUCACAGAGGAUGUAUUGAGAAAAAUUAUCUACUUACGCAAAAAAAUAAAUGUCUUUUUCCUGGUUGCACUGCAACCGUUGAGGCCGUAAUCCCCGAACGAAGAUUUUCUGUAUCGUCUCAUUCGAGUACUUCAUCGAUAGUUAGGAGAAUGAGCAACCAACUUCAGAUUAAUUCGCCAGUAAUCCAAGAAGAGGUGUCAAAUCAAGAAAUGGACGUGGAU